Messenger RNA from Phoenix dactylifera (date palm), 2315 nucleotides. Its product is annotated as calcium-dependent protein kinase 28-like. Gene Ontology annotation, biological process: protein phosphorylation. The record is from RefSeq and is a predicted model, not a curated record. Gene Ontology annotation, molecular function: ATP binding; calcium ion binding; protein kinase activity. NCBI's taxonomy places the organism in Eukaryota, Viridiplantae, Streptophyta, Magnoliopsida, Arecales, Arecaceae.
GAAAAACCAUUUCUUUUUACAAAAUGAGAAGAAACAAACUUCCAUCUUCUUCUUGCCACAAAUGGGGAUGGGAGUGACCUUUUCUCCUUCUCCUCUGUUCUUCUUCUUCCUCCCUUGACCCCCAAAUUCCCCUCUUCUCCUCCUCUUUUCCCUACUGCAAUAGCUCCCACCUUACCCCUCCCCAAACCCUAAACUCUGGUCCAAAUUAGUCCCUCUUUUCUCCCAAGUUUCCAUCUUUCCUCAGCAACCAAAUCCCUCGACCCCAAACCUCACCUUAAAACCCUCCAAUGCGUCAACUUUAUCAUACGCUUCUCUGAGAGAAAAAUACCUAAAAAGAAGAAAAACCUAACCCUUCCUUCUCCCACAAAACCCAGAACCCAUUUCCCCCAGAAGUAGCCUGCAAUCCCCCAAAUCCUCUAUAAAGAUUCGAUCUUUUUCAAGAAGCCAAACCAAAACCCCGUUUUUACUUCUCUUGGGGGCAUUCAAGAACCCCUCCUUUGAUUUUCAGCUGAAAUUUCACUUUGUAGUUGGAAUUAAUUUUGUUUCCAAAUGAAGCAAUCUUCCUCUUCCCAGCCUCCCCCGUCCUCCUCGAAGCCGGCGUCGGUCCUCCCCUACAAGACGCCGAACCUCCGGGACCAUUAUCGCAUCGGCAAGAAGCUCGGGCAGGGGCAGUUUGGCACGACGUACCUCUGCGUCGACAAGGCCGACGGCGCGGAGUACGCCUGCAAGUCGAUCCCGAAGCGCAAGCUCCUCUGCCGGGAGGACUACGAGGACGUGUGGCGCGAGAUCCAGAUCAUGCACCACCUCUCCGAGCACGCCAACGUGGUGCGCAUCAAGGGCACCUACGAGGACGCCCUCUUCGUCCAUCUCGUCAUGGAGCUGUGCGCCGGCGGCGAGCUGUUCGACAGGAUCAUCCAGAAGGGGCACUUUACCGAGCGGAAGGCGGCGCAGCUGAUCAAGACCAUUGUGGGAGUGGUCGAGGCGUGCCACUCGCUAGGUGUCAUGCAUCGGGAUCUCAAGCCGGAGAAUUUCCUCUUCGCCAGCGCCGACGAGGAUGCGAUGCUGAAGGCCACGGAUUUCGGGCUCUCGGUGUUCUACAAGCCAGGUGAGACAUUUUCUGAUGUUGUGGGAAGUCCCUAUUAUGUUGCACCCGAGGUAUUGCGUAAACAUUAUGGUCCAGAAGCAGAUGUCUGGAGUGCUGGAAUCAUUUUAUAUAUUCUGUUAAGCGGUGUUCCACCUUUUUGGGCAGAAACUGAAGCAGGGAUCUUCAGACAGAUUUUACAAGGGCGUUUGGAUUUUGAAUCUGAACCUUGGCCUGGCAUUUCUGACAGUGCUAAGGAGCUGAUACGUAAUAUGCUAAAUCGGGAUCCAAAGAAAAGAUUUACAGCUCAUGAAGUUCUUUGUCACCCAUGGAUUGUAGAUGACAAAGUGGCACCUGAUAGGCCUCUGGAUUCUGCUGUCUUAUCACGCCUGAAGCAGUUCUCAGCAAUGAACAAACUAAAAAAGAUGGCUUUGCGGGUUAUUGCAGAAAAUCUUUCAGAGGAAGAAAUUGGUGGCCUAAAAGAGCUGUUCAAGAUGAUUGAUACUGACAAUAGUGGGACAAUAACAUUUGAUGAACUAAAAGAUGGCUUAAGACGAGUAGGGUCUGAUCUGAUGGAGUCUGAAAUUCAGGCACUUAUGGAUGCGGCUGAUAUCGACAACAGUGGCACAAUAGAUUAUGGUGAAUUUCUUGCUGCAACUGUGCACAUGAAUAAGUUGGAGAGAGAAGAAAACUUAAUAUCAGCAUUCUCCUUUUUUGACAAAGAUGGAAGUGGUUACAUAACCAUUGAUGAACUCUCACAGGCAUGUCAAGAAUUUGGUCUUGAUGAUGUUCAUCUUGAUGAGAUGAUUAGAGAAGUUGAUCAAGACAAUGAUGGACAAAUAGACUACAGUGAGUUUUCAGCAAUGAUGAGAAAGGGCACUGGAGGAAUUGGCAGGAGGACCAUGAGAAACAGUUUGAAUAUUAGGUUGGGUGAUGUCUUGAAGACAGCGGAACACUAGGACUGCACAACGCCGAUGCAUCUUAGAGAGACAGUUUUCGAAGAAGCCACAGCUUUUUGAAAUUAUUGUAUGACUAGGUAUAUUUUUUGGGAGUGGGAUGGAUGUUUUGGCUCUCUGUUGCUAUCAUGGAUGAAAUAUUUUACGAGGCAGCUUGCAUUGAGUAGAGAGCCAUGUGAUAGCCAUCCUUGUAUCCAGGUUCAGUGACUGGAGUUAUUGUUUACAUGAACUAUAUAUGUUAAUGCAUCUCUAGGUGCUAUUGGAGGAUAUUGUCUUAA